Anoplopoma fimbria (sablefish) is the source of this 213-nucleotide messenger RNA. RefSeq names its product guanine nucleotide binding protein (G protein), gamma transducing activity polypeptide 2b (gene gngt2b). The transcript is spliced from 2 exons. Gene Ontology annotation, molecular function: G-protein beta-subunit binding. Gene Ontology annotation, cellular component: heterotrimeric G-protein complex. The record is from RefSeq and is a predicted model, not a curated record. NCBI's taxonomy places the organism in Eukaryota, Metazoa, Chordata, Actinopteri, Perciformes, Anoplopomatidae. Gene Ontology annotation, biological process: G protein-coupled receptor signaling pathway. The coding region runs from base 1 to 213 and encodes 70 amino acids.
AUGGCUCGGGAUAUGUCAGAUAAGGAAAUCCUGAAAAUGGAGCUGGAACAGUUGAAGAAGGAAGUUAGCACAACCAGGACACCAUUGGCUGCAAACUGUGCAGAGACCGUCUCUUUUGUUGAGGCCCUGAUACCGAACGAUCCGCUGAUAAAGGGCGUUGCAGAUGACAAGAACCCCUACAAGGGAGACAAGGGAGGCUGCACAGUAACAUAG